AUGGGCCCUAAGAAAGGAGAUGCGGUCCGUGGAGGAUCCAAAACUUCAUCAAAAUCGGCUGCGGCAGAAAUCUCCAUUGACGAUUUUGUGGCCUUGGGUGAUCCCAAAGGCAAGUCCAAAGCCACGGAUCGAACCAAGGCGGCUCAGAAAGAUAGCAAAGAUGGACCGGGAGAAGAGCAGAAGAAACCAACGGUACGAUCGGUGAUAGGAGGUGCUUCAUGGACUGGCAAAUUGCCUGUCAAUAUGCUCUCGGAGCACUGUCAGAAGCAGAAAUGGGAGAAGCCAGAAUAUACAAUGAUCAAAACCAAGGAUGGUUUUAUUUCAAGCAUUAUUCUCAAGAAAACCAACCUCAAGACAAAGGCGACCACUACCCUCCCCCCAAUGCGAUUACCUCCCACCCACCAGCAUUUGGCUGCCUAUCCUACCGCGAUGGAAGCGCGACAUUUUGCUGCGGCAUAUGCUCUCUUCCGUGUAUGUAAUAUGCGCAAUUUGCACAUGAUGAUGCCACCCACAUACCGCAAUCUCUGGAAAGAGGAGUUCACCCAACUGAAGAAUGCGGAUGUGAAAGAAGGGAAAGGCUGGAUGUAUGAAGCAGAUCCGUUUAACGCUCUGCAGGAAAGGGAGCAUGCAGUAGCGGAACUCACGAAGAAGAGAGCUGAACGGGAGAUGGAGAAAGCAUCCCAGAAUCCGAAGCUGCUGCAGCCGGGCUUAAAUGCCGCUGCAGGGAGCGCAGGAACUAAGAAUGAGAAGCGCUGGUUACAAGCUUCCAAGGUUGAGAUGGGGAGUAAUAUACGCCGCACCAUUGAAGACUUGGUUAGGAAAAAGGCUAUCUGGAAUCCAUAUGGCAUCCGAAUAUCUGAGGCGCAAAAAAGGCAGAUUGUUGAUGAGUUGACGGGGCUAGGUUUUAGGAGGAGCCAUGUUGAAGAGGCGGUGUCUGAAUGCAAGGACCGUGAAGAGGUUUUAGAAUGGCUCUUGAUACAUAUUCCAGAAGAUGAUCUCCCGGCAUGGAGUCUCCCCGAAGGAUAUGCAGCUGGAGUAAGUCUAGCCAGUGGUGACUUAUCUAGGGAAUCCAAAGUUAAGCGACUUGCGAUCUCUGGUUAUUCGCCAGAUUUCUGCGCCGAAGUUCUUGAUAGAUAUGGUGGCAAUGAACAUCUGACGGCCGAGCAACUCCAACAUAUGCUCUUACAUGACGCCGUUCUGCCUUUGGAUACUUCUCAGGACGUCGACACGGGGGCUUGGGAGGAAGAGCAUUUGACUCUGGAAGCAAUAUAUGGCGAGAGAUAUACGAAGACGUCCUCCAUUACUUGUCAGGUUAGCUCUGACAACUCAAAUUUACCGUGCGCCACAACAUUCCAUUUCCAACAACCAUCAACCGCUUCAUACCCGACUUACCCGCCUAUUCUAUCAAUUGCAGCAAAGGAGAUUCCAGCAUACAUACGCCUUAGCGCUAUUCGACAGGCUGUUCAGCACGCGAAUAAGGCCCUCCUUGGAGAUCCCAUGAUAUUCAAUUUAGUAGAUUGGCUCGAAGAAAAUCUCCCUCGUAUUUUAGAAAAUCCAGGGAAAUUACGGACCGUAUCUAUCGAGUCAUUUUCCGAUGCAAGUGCUGUGACAACUACCCAAAGAAUGUCUCAAUCAACUAGGAGAUCACCAAAACCACUUAACCUAAGUCCUGGGACGCCACAAAGCCUUGCAAUCAGAACAAGGUGGGAAACUCAACAAACUACCCCAGCCCAACUGAAAAUGCUGAAGGCUAGACAGUCGCUCCCUGCAUGGGGUAUGCAGGAGGCAAUUAUCCAUGCUGUCAAUUCUCAUCAAGUCACUAUCAUAUCGGGUGAGACUGGAAGUGGUAAAAGCACCCAGUCUGUUCAGUUCAUCCUGGACGAUAUGAUAAAAAGAGACCUUGGUUCAGUUGCAAACAUUGUCUGUACGCAGCCUAGACGGAUUUCUGCUCUGGGGCUUGCGGACCGUGUUAGUGACGAGCGCUGUUCCACCGUUGGUGACGAAGUUGGAUAUGUUGUAAGGGGUGACUCCAAACUAAAAUAUGGUUCGACGAAGAUUACCUUCAUGACAACGGGUAUUCUGCUACGUCGUAUGCACACAGGCGGCCCAGACGUUGUCAGCUCCCUUGCAGAUAUUAGUCAUGUAGUUGUUGAUGAAGUUCAUGAACGGAGCCUGGAUACAGAUUUUCUUUUGGCUCUGUUGCGGGAUGUACUUCGGCAUCGCAGAGAUCUUAAACUCAUUUUAAUGAGCGCUACAUUGGAUGCGGACAUCUUUACACGUUACUUUGGGGGAGAUUGUAAAGUCGGGCUUGUUACCAUAUCCGGGAGAACAUUCCCGGUUAAAGAUCUCUAUAUCGAUGAUGUCAUUAGGAGAACGGGAUUCAACCCAGGAAAUUCACUGUUGGCCUUUGACGAAAACUGGGGUUCCAAUGAAGAUGAUUCUGUAGACCCAAAUGUCGGUUCCAUACUCCAGAAGCUCGGAAUGGGCAUUAACUACGACUUAAUUGCAUCUACCGUUCGUUACAUUGAUUCUCAACUGCAGGGCAAGCCAGGCGGUAUCCUGAUCUUUUUACCUGGAACGAUGGAGAUUGACCGAUGUUUGGCAGCUAUAAACCAUCUUCCAUUUGCACAUCCAUUGCCGUUACAUGCAUCUCUGCUCCCAAGUGAACAGCGACGAGUCUUCAUACCAGCACCUCCCGGAAAAAGGAAAGUCAUCGCAGCCACCAAUGUCGCAGAAACGUCUAUCACAAUUGAAGAUGUUGUUGCUGUUAUCGACACAGGUCGUGUUAAAGAGACACGUUAUGACCCUGCUGACAACAUAGUCCGUCUGGAAGAAGUUUGGGCAUCGCAGGCUGCCUGUAAACAGCGUCGAGGCCGAGCGGGUCGAGUGAGUAGUGGAACAUGCUACAAAUUGUAUACACGGAAGGCUGAGGCCAACAUGGCUCCAAGGCCAGAACCAGAGAUCCGACGUGUCCCACUUGAACAGCUAUGUUUAUCUGUCAAAGCAAUGAGAGGAAUCCAAGACGUGGCAGGAUUUCUGGCAAACACACUCACCCCACCUGAGAACGUUGCUGUAGAGGGAGCGAUUGAACUACUUCACCGUAUUGGGGCGCUCGAUAACCAGGAGUUAACCUCCCUGGGUCGAUAUAUUUCAAUGAUCCCAACUGAUCUGCGUUUAGCGAAACUGAUGAUAUAUGGUGCAAUAUUUGGGUGUGUCGAAUCCUGCUUAUCGAUCGCUGCAAUACUUACAGUCAAAAGCCCUUUCGUAUCUCCAAGGGACAAAAGGGAACAGGCAAAACAAGCCCGAGCGGCAUUUUCCUCUGGAGACGGAGAUCUACUGAUAGACCUGGCAGCGUACCAGCAAUGGUCGGAAAGAGUCAAGCAGCAAGGCUUCUGGAAAACGCAAUCCUGGUGCAAUGAAAAUUUUCUCAUGCCAAAAACCCUCUGUGAAAUAUCCUCAAACAGAUCGCAGCUCCUAUCUUCCCUCAAAGAUAUCGGCAUACUCCCCAUGGAUUACAGAACCCCAGAUGAAAUCACAACCAAACCCUCCACGACAAACCGCUGGAACAGCCACAAUUCUAACACACUGCUCCUCCGCGCCCUGAUAGCUGGAGCUUUCAACCCCCAAAUCGCAAUUAUCAGCUUCCCAGAAAAGAAAUUCGCUGCAUCCAUGUCCGGGACAAUCGAGUUAGACCCAGAUGCCCGCACGAUUAAAUACUUCAACCAAGAAAACGGCAGGGUAUUCGUACACCCAAGCUCCAGCCUCUUCGACGCGCAGAGCUUUUCCGGCUCCGCCACGUACGUGAGCUACUUUUCCAAAAUGGCUACGAGCAAAGUCUUUAUACGCGACCUCACCCCCUUGAACGCAUACAGCCUCCUCCUCUUCUCCGGGCCUAUAACCCUGGAUACAUUGGGUCGGGGAGUGCUCGUGGAUGGGUGGCAGCGACUUCGCGGCUGGGCACGGAUUGGCGUGCUAGCGUCCCGCCUACGCAUGCUGCUUGACAAAGCCUUGGCGCAGAAGCUGGAUAACCUGGCCCUCGAUGACGAGGGCGAGGAGCAGGUGAUUGAUAUAGUACGGCGUCUUGUUGUCUUCAAUGGGCAGGACCAAUGA
This is a messenger RNA of Paracoccidioides brasiliensis Pb18, 4110 nucleotides long. RefSeq lists its product as uncharacterized. Gene Ontology annotation, cellular component: intracellular anatomical structure. The transcript has 3 exons. Gene Ontology annotation, molecular function: ATP binding; RNA binding; protein binding. The record is from RefSeq and is a predicted model, not a curated record. Bases 1 to 4110 code for a protein of 1369 amino acids.